CGUGUUGCCACCGUGCACUUUGGGGCACCACAGCCUCAGUCGUUGGCCAGUGCCAGGAGUGAACAGUUGGGCCGUUCUAGUACGGCAAACCUAUACCAAUCUACGACUGGGACUACCCCCUUGUGUGUUGGUUAUCCGCAUCGGCUAUCCCUUGAAAGGGUGUUCCGGAUUCCUGGGGUGGAUGUGUUGGUGUGGCUUUGCCCAGUGUUAAACCCGAUUACCCGUAGGGUGGCCACCCAUUUAUUAUCGGAUGUUUCCUGCAUGGAGCUGUAUGCACCCCCCUAGCGCCUAGCGUGGCCAAGUGCAUCCUUUCCGCUGGCAUCCAAUUAUCGUCGAGGCGAACCCCGUGACUGCGAUAGAUAGAUGGCCUAUCCUUGGUUGUAGGAGCGUCCGUUCAUCAAGGGCCUAGCAAGUGACGUGCUGUUCGUGGAAGUCUGUUAGUGUGCACACACACACACACACACACACAGUGAGAGAAAGAGAGAGAUCGAGAGAGAGAGAGAGAGAGAGAGAGGGAAUAGAGAGCGAUGGAGUCGGCAGCGCGGGUCCACCAGCCAUCGUCGAAGGCGUCGGCCGGCCGGACCGGACACCGUAGUUCCCGUGCUUCCAGGCGUAGCGCUACACCGCAGCGGUUGGAGCAGCUCGAACAAUCCGAGAUCCGUGGUGAGGGGACGGCCGACCAAACCGCGGUGGAGCCUGCGGAGGGUGCUAAAAAUAGAUCCUCGUCAACCCUUAUCCGGGUAGUGCGGCGGCCAGAUACGCCCUCGGAGAAUAACAGUGGCGGUAGCACGACAACGAAUGCCAGCAGUGCCAGUGCUACGACCUCACUGGCAGCAAACUAUCAGCACCCGGAGUCGGGUGGUGGUGGUGACAGGACACGACCGCGGCGAGGAGAGUCCCGUACACCGGCCAGCAGCUCACCAGCGGUUGUUGCGCCUGCGGUGACAACGACAACGACGACGAUGGCCGAUGAGCUGGCGGAAGGGACGGUAGUAGAGGUGGUUGCCGUCGAUCUGGAGAGCGGUGUGGCCACCCUAGAGACGGUACCGGGUGGCCCGGGCGAUGAGAAGAUCCAGAAGGGCAUCCUCGGCUACAUGGACCGUCAGCUGAAGGUUCAAUCGUUGUCGGAUCCACAGAAAAGCCCGGCACAGCGAAGCACCCGGAGUCGGAGCAGCCUGGAGAAGAGUCCACGGCGGAAACGGAGCAAAUCGGAGUCUCGGAGGCGCCGCGAACGGAAGAUGCUGGCCGCCGGUGAGAUGGAGGUGCGGCAGGCCAACGAAACUCUGAUGCGCUACCUGAAGCAGUGCUCGGACUUUAACGAUGCGUCACUAUCGGGCGACCUGGAGAUCCCGGAACAUCUGGAGGAUCGGCGGGUUCACCGGAAAACGAAAUCUCAGCGGGAACGGAAGGCGGCCCAUCAGCUGCAACCGUCCGACCAGCGGGCGUCCGGUACCAGAUCGUCCCACGCCGAUGAUCUACUGAGCUACCACGGAGAGAUCUACAACCCCUUCACGCCGGUGGUAUCACCGACGACCGAAGGAGCACCGACGAGGAUCGACAAGAUGUAUAUACAGACUGCCAGCGGCUAUCGACCAGUGGACAAUACCUACUCCUAUCAUAAAACGACGGCAAUGAUUGCUGGUGACCCGGAAAGCAAUAGCAAUACAAUAAGCACCUCAGUGCAUCUGUCCUGUGCUGUGCAGCGGGUGUGGCACCUUCUUUCGACCAUCUGCCAUGGGUUGCUUGGUGGUCUAGCGUUCGGGCAUCUGUUACUGAUCUGCACCACCAAACCCUACGACUGGAUGGAAGCCUCGAUCCGACACUAUUCAUCCUUUGCCGAAGUGUACGCCAACACCUUCUACUGUUUGGCCAUUGUUUGUAUGGUUUCGAUAUUCGAUCGUGUGGACAUUGCACAUGGCAGUGAUUCCAAUAUUUCUUUCCGAUCAGUCUUCGUCAUCAUGAUCUACGUGAUGACGAUCAUUCUGAGCCUAUCGGCUGGUUCGAUGGACGAACGGCUUUAUCUAACCCCGACUUUGAACGUCACCGUUUGGGAGGAGGAGCUGGAAACGAACAAAGUACUGAGCAUCUGGAAUGCCCUCUCGAUAGCGCGUAGCGUCGGUGCCAUCUUUGGCUGGCUGGUGGUUGGAUUUCUGCCCAACCAGGACAAUCUAUACGAUCAACUGCUCGAGAUGGAAAAAUAUCAGCUUCAGUGAGCCGGUAGGAUCGAUCUGUAAAUAUUUGCUGAUAGUGCAAUAAUGAAGGGAGAAGGCAGAACCAUAAUCACGCUUAAUCUGUUAAUUCUGGCUACGAAAGGGUCAGGUAGGGGCAAGGGGCUGUGGUUCAAUCAUGGAUGAGGGAUGAGUAACGGUUUAGGUAAAAAUGAAUUGAAUUAGCAUGCUUAGCGAACGUUCUGCACACCGCAGAAGUUAUGUAGUGUGCACUGUGGCGACAUACUGUGACAGCAAAACGGAAAGGACUGAUAAUCAUUUUGUAAUCAAAUGAUCUAGUAUUCACAAAAGUACACGAACAUUAACACAUCAAGGCUAGGUUUAGUGUAAACAGUGCAAGUAGUAUAGAUGGUACAGAAGGUGAGUGAGAACGGAACGAAGCGGUACGCACUGUCUCGUAGAUAAAGUAACGAUCGAAAUACUCUGUAACGAUGUGGAACUGUUAUUAAGUAAAUUAAAUCCGUACGAAACACACGAGGCAUCAAUAUCCAUACUAUCAUUUAGUGAAAU
This is a messenger RNA of Anopheles darlingi, 2738 nucleotides long. RefSeq lists its product as uncharacterized. Bases 528 to 2213 code for a protein of 561 amino acids. Gene Ontology annotation, cellular component: ciliary transition zone. Gene Ontology annotation, biological process: cilium assembly. Lineage: Eukaryota; Metazoa; Arthropoda; Insecta; Diptera; Culicidae. The transcript is spliced from 5 exons. The record is from RefSeq and is a predicted model, not a curated record.